Messenger RNA from Laetiporus sulphureus 93-53, 1137 nucleotides. RefSeq lists its product as uncharacterized. Lineage: Eukaryota; Fungi; Basidiomycota; Agaricomycetes; Polyporales; Laetiporaceae. The transcript has 12 exons. The coding region runs from base 137 to 1084 and encodes 315 amino acids. The record is from RefSeq and is a predicted model, not a curated record.
UCAUUGUGAGCCGCUGCCUGCUUUGCCGGACCCAUGGGUAGACGAAUAGAUUUUGCCGUAUAUCGGUAAUAUGGGCUUAUAAACAGGACGACUGUCCAUCACUCCAUGAUCCAUAGUCCAAUCUCUCUGCUUAAACAUGUCUCUCGCAGCAUCUGAAGCAAUCACUCUAGUGGAAGUAAUCUUCGAAGAAAACUAUGCUUUGAUUGCUGGUGCAGCACUCAUAUUCUUCGACCAUGUCAUAACAUUCGGCCAAGAGGUCCAGCUGUUCUGGGGCGAGCGAUCGUUCUCCGCAUGGUUGUUCUUUGCCAAUCGGAUGCUUGCACUGGUCUAUGCUAGCCUUUCUGUCUGGUCCGUCAUGAACUUUUACACAGUAAAGUUGUAUGGCGAACGUCAUGGCGAACAAUGCGGUCUUCGAUUUCAUUGCGAUAAUCUCAGAGGUGGUUACGAUGUUACGAGUAUACGCCGUGACAGAUGCCUACACUGCGAGUCCUAUACUUCAACCGCCAGCACCAUGACGCUUGUAAUUCUCUGGCGCAAGCUAUAUGUUGACCAUAGACCAGCCACUGCUGAUAUCCUGUCUACGAGGAAUCCGCCGCUCGCAGCGCUGCUCCUCAGAGACGGGACAAUCCAACUGACCGCAAUACUGCUACUGAACUUGCUACUGACCGUAUUGUCAUUCGUGAACUCCACUGUUGUGAACGUCGUCGCAAGUUUGGAAUACUCACUCAUUCCCAUCCUGGUCUCUCGUGUUCUUCUCAACGUCCGAGCCGCAGCGCGAUCCACACGCGGAGAACAAUCCCGAACGCCCUCCUUCGUCCGGUCGCGGCGUGGAGUCCAGACACAAGACGACGUCGAAAACAUGUCGUUCGAAUCAAACAUCCUCAACAGCACCGAACAAGCCCCGGAGGGCGAUCGCUCUCACCCGCAAGAGUCUAUUGAACAUGGCGAAAUUGUUGCUGAACUGCGAAGCACGGCGAACGAUGUUGCUACUGCCGGCGAUGCUCAACAGGACGUGAACGAGGGAGAGGCGAUGGACGAUGAAGUCGAGGAAGAGAUGCUGUCGGAUUGGGAGGAUGGCGAGUAAGCGGAGAGAAUGGUUUGCUCGCAAUUUGUGAGUGGCACGUCAGCCUUCGUAUG